This is a messenger RNA of Rhipicephalus sanguineus (brown dog tick), 4819 nucleotides long. RefSeq names its product mRNA decay activator protein ZFP36L1 (gene Tis11). Bases 320 to 1354 code for a protein of 344 amino acids. The record is from RefSeq and is a predicted model, not a curated record. Gene Ontology annotation, molecular function: mRNA binding; metal ion binding. Lineage: Eukaryota; Metazoa; Arthropoda; Arachnida; Ixodida; Ixodidae. The transcript has 2 exons.
CCGAGGAAGAGUCGCCCGAGUGCAGAAUAGGUAUCGCUACGUCGCGUCGAACAAAUCGAUUUCGUAACGACCAGCGAGCGAUCAACGCAUCGUUUAAAAAAAAAUAAAAAUAAACACGUGUUCUGACCGAUCUGUGGGCGCCGGCAACAGCUGCUGCGGUCGACUGCUGCCUUCCGAUCAGCCUGGCAGGACGUGUUUGCUCGACGGCAAGUGAAGUGCGCGUCGGCUGGCUGGUGGAGGUGCCUUCCGAUGAUUGUCAUCGUUUGACGUGUGCCGCUGCUCUACUGUGCAACUUUCUGACGACGGCCGACACGGUGUUAUGCGAUUGCCCCAUUCACGAAUGCUUCUCCCGAACGGUGGCAACUUCGCGGCGUCGCGCCCUCAGCAGAUGCUGGAGACCCGGCGACACUCGACGUCGGUGGCGGGCGGAGGAAUGGUGGCGGCGCCGCCUCUGCGCCGCUCCACGUCCUCGGUGGCGGCGGCGCCUCUCGUGCUGCGGACGACGUCGCCCAAGCCGCAGCAGCAGCAGACCGCCGCCGGCAGCCGGCACAUAGUCCCGAGCAGCAACAUGGUGAGCGCGGUGGGGGCGCUGGUCGGGGUAGCUCGGGACCACCGCAAGCUGGACCGGAGCUACAGCGAGCCCGUGGAGCGCCGGCCGCCGACGUCCCCGACGUGCGCCACGACGCCCACCAGCCCGGCGUCGUCCGUGGCGCAGAACUCUAGCCGCUACAAGACCGAGCUGUGCCGGCCGUUCGAGGAGAGCGGCACCUGCAAGUAUGGCGACAAGUGCCAGUUCGCGCACGGCGGCCACGAGCUGCGCACGCUGGCCAGGCACCCCAAGUACAAGACCGAGCUGUGCCGCACUUUCCACACGGCGGGUUUCUGCCCGUACGGCCCGCGCUGCCACUUCAUCCACAACUCGGACGAGUCGCGCAAGAGCCUGCUCACCAACAUCAACCCGCGGCCCAAGGCGCUCUCCGUGGGCAGCUUCGGCAGCCUCGGCUCGGCGGGCGACCUGUCGCCGCCCUCGAGCCCCCUCUACGACGACCCCUUCUUCGCCGCUCCCCCCUCGACGGCCUUCUCCUUCUCGCAAGACUUCGCCGCGCUCGUCACUUCCCCGGGAUUCGCCGGGGGCUCGCAGCAGGUGUCGCCCUUCUCGGCGUUGUCGCUUCCCGAGAGCGCCUUUCAGUUCCCGGCUGCUGCUGCUGCUCAGAACCGCGUCGUCGAGGGACCCCCGUCGCCCGUCGACUCGCUCGGCUCCGAGCUGGACUCGAUGAGCGUCUCGGCUUCGUGCGGCUCGCCGAUCACCAGGCUGCCUAUCUUCAACAGGCUGGCCGCCAACGGCCGCGACUAAGUCGCCCAGCGCCCAGGUCCCUGCCCCCCCACCACCACUGACACGCGCGCGGUAGUCAACGAGAGCCUGAACUGCAUCUGCCAACAACCCGAUGUGAUUCCAAGCAACAUUUGUUUGUUGUUCUUUUUUUUUUUUUAAUUUUAGUUUAGAGCUUCUCCGGAUCCCUUUUAGCGGCCUAUUUUCUAGAAGAAAGCAUUGUCACGAUCACGUCGAGGACGUCACUUAUUUAUUACUUGCGCUCAUUCAUGUGCAGUUUGGCUCAGAUUGUGUUCCCCAGCAGGCCUGAAGUGAAAGCAUUUUAGUCAUUGACUCAGUUUGCAAGAAUCCGCACACACUGCAUCGUUUACUCAAAAGCAAGAUGAAACAAAUGUGCUGGUGGAACACUGGCUUUCUUCACGUUUGGGCAUUUUGGUAUGGCAGUGCAGACCUGGGGCUGCCAUUUUUCUGUGUUGUUUUUUAACGUGUGUGUAUGCGAAUAAUUUUAUUAUUACAAAUAUUUAAUGGCACACUGCUCAAGUCCUGAGGACCAAGCUUCCUGAAACGAGAGAGAGAAGGGGCAACAAAUUACGCUUCUUCGAUAGUCCAAUACACGUUUGCCAUAAUAAUACCUAGCUCUCUUGUGCACAGUCUUGUGCAGUAAUCAUGCGUUCUUGAGCACUGUGUAGGCAGUGCCAGAAUAUUUUGUUACAUUAUAUGAGUUGCAUAUGCAGCCUGGUUUUAACUUUUAUUAUGAAAAGAAAGCUCUUAUGUUCUGGCUGAGCUUCACCACUGUGCCUUCUCGUGUUUGGGUAAAGACAGGCUCUUAUUUGUGUGCUACUUUUUUUUCAGGUUUUACAAACUAUUCAGUGUGCUUGUGUUGUUCUCUUGCCUUUCCAUGCUUUCCUGUAUCUGUCGUAUUUAUUUGAUUUAAUUAUAAUAUUAUAUUAAUUAUUAUUAUUAUUAUUAUUAUUAUUAUUCAUUGUACUAUUUCAUCGGUUUUGUCAAGUCGUUGUGAGCAAAAUGUGUUUGCAGUCAGCAAGGAUGUCUGGUUCUUGUUUGCCUUUUUGUGCUGAAACCUGCAGCUCUUUAAGACGUUACAUUGUUUCCCUUGGCUUCACUCAAGUAAGUUGCUUACAUUGGAUGUCAGGUUAUCCCAGACUUUGUACAUAGGCACUGAAGAGGAAAAUAGACCGGUACCAGGCAAGGGAUAUUAGCUCUGUGAGCUUUCCUUUAUUUAUUACUUGUUUUCUAGGAUACGCAGGGCUGCUGCCUUGAUCUAUUCUCUUGCUGCAAAUUGUCAUCUGCCAUACGGAAAUACCAAGUUUUUCUCGUGCAAAGUUUACUUGGUGCCUGCAUGUUUGACUCUUCAUUUCAGCUGCUGUUGUGCUCUUGUUUUUACAUUUCUUGCUGUAUUUAAUGAGAAUUUAAUUUAUUUAUUGACAUUGGGGCCUCUGUUGGCUGCUUUCAUGUUCAACCUAGGCCCUCCCAAGAGAGGUUUCUUCACUCUGUUGUGCUGACUCUUGGCAGCUUCUCUUUCCACAGAAGCAGUAUGUGGGAGACUGCAGAGGCUAUGCAUUUCUUCUAAAUUAUGUGGGUUUUCUCUUUAUGUGCCUAGAAGGAUUCCGCUUUUUUUAAAGGCUUUGACCGUCAGAUUUUACACUCACUGAUUUGUAAUUCAGCCUCAUUGGCAUCCGUGUGAUGUCUGCAAUUAUUGGGGGUUAGCAAACAAAACGCAGUCUUCCGCUAAUGCGCGUUCAUCCAUCUCUUGUCCCUUUCGAAAUCAUCUCAACUCGUUAUUUAAGACUCGCAUCGUAGGCUGUCAAAGGGAUUACAUUGUUCAAAGUAGUGACACACAAACCGAUGAAGUACACGCACUACAAGAUCUCAGCUCUGGUAAAAACAGCUGGUGGGCUCUUGUCACCGUGUUUGUAACAGCCACGGUGAUGAAGUCGUCACUGGACCACUGCGGUUUCUCUACUGCCUUAAGCAUUUUUGUCGAAAGCACGUCAGAGCAGUUAUAUGUCUUAGCCCCUCAGGUCAGAUGUUGUAGUCUGAACUGACUAUUUAAGGAAUUGUAAAAGUGAUGCGUGAGAAGAAUAACUUAUUUAUACGCUGUCUCGUUGAACAUAGUUGCAUGCAAUCCAAGGCGUCCCAGUCAUCAUCUUGUCGUUUCAAAUCGGUGGUACUUGUGAUUAUUUUCCACGGUGCCUUCAAUCCAGGGAUUCCUGCAACGUCCCUGAACCAGGAUAUUGAAUUAGUAACAGCUUGAUUUGGGCUUGUCACCAAAGGAACCUGCCGAUUGCCUACUGAAAGUUUAUUCGAAGAACACUGGCCUUUUAUGCAGUUAAGAAUAGACACGGUGCUACACGAUCACUAAGCAAAGUCGGGCUUUCUUUCAGAAUAGAUGCCUUGUGUAUUCAAAAGGAAAGUGACAAUUGUGUCCCUCUCUUCUGUUAUCAGAAAGGUAAACUUUCCGAGAGGAAGAUUGCGACUUUGCUUAGUGAUUGUGUGUCAUGUGCGGGUGUCUACUCUGAGACUGGUCAAAGUAGGCAUUCGGUGGUCGGCACUUGACCUGUGCUAGUUGUUCCUUAAGUGUGCCUGUUGCUUCACUAUGGCGACUUCCGCAGUGCCGUGAAGCCUCUUUGGUGUGAUCGUUUGGGAAAGGCAUCCUGGCUCAGCGCCGUUGCAACAUCCAGGUGUUCUAGGAGCCACAUGCUCGGCUUGCAGUGCCAUUCCAAACAGCGGGGGUGGAAGGGGGGGGAUCUCAGGUUUUCGUUGAGGGGAGCACCCUGUCCAGGAACGAGACGUUGUGAUAGACGUUGCCAUGCGGUCUCCUCACCGAAUGGCAGACCAUUGCUGUGCAGUGUUCGUCCGCUGGAAAGUAACAGCCAGCGAGUUUGUUGAGCCGGUUGGCGUCUUUGGAAAGUGUGAUGCUUGUCACCGCCCUGUCAUAGCGACAAGACCGCUUCGUCUUUGCCGAAAGUGCCUUCCUCGAGUUUUUUUCUGUGGACCAGACGGGAGGUGUGUAGCAGAGCUGACCGCCAUUCUGUAUCUCCGUAUGCCGCGCCGACGAGUAGUAUUAGCACUCGAGGACCAAUUGUGCCGAGCAUUCCUGUGUGCACACACGUCUGUUCCAUACGCCUGUUUUCCAAGUGGCCUUAACAGCAUAUGCAGUACGAAUAAUAUAGACUGCAUAUAUAUACACAUAGAUAUAUAUAUAUUUUUUGUACAAUAGCGAUACGAGAACGGAAAUUCUAUAUUGAUAGCCUCCGCCCCCUCUCUUUUUUCUGUUAUAUGUGCACGUUUGCUGUUUGUCUUUGAACAGUACGAAUAAUUAAAAAGAAAUGAGACCAACAACAACAAAAAAAAAAGAAAUCGAGACUUUGUAUUAUGAAGAGAUAUGUCUUUUACUUAUGUGUGUGUGUGCGCAUGUGUGUCAAGAGAUGGAUUUUGAGAGCAACAAAUACAAGAUGUUUAAGUUAUUAA